CGCUGCAAUCCAGAAACCGCCCUGACAAGGAAUGAACCCUCUCCAUACUGUCCUUCUGCAGUGCUUCCUUGCCGUGUUGGUCCGGACCAGACCUGUCCUGGACCGGAGCUCUGAGGCAGAGUUGAGCCAGAUGGUACAGCAGAGCAAAACUUUGGUGGAGAAGAUUCUGCGGGACUUACCUGUUGUACAUGGAGCCACAAUCCACACCGUGGGUCUGACCUUCAACUCCACCAGCCAGCCGACCAAUCUGCAGAUCAUGGCCACAUCUCUGGGCAUCCCUCCUGCACCCGUUCUCAAACAGCUGUCUGAACGCUUCACACUGGAGCAAUGUGUGAGCCGUCUGUCUGUGGGUGUCCAGCUUCACCACGACCUACUGGGAGACUUGGAGGGCAAAGUGACAGGUCUGACCGACCUCAAGGCGGAUCUACGAGACCUGCUGUCACAGAUCAACAAGAUGCAGGAACAGGGCCGGUUGGGAAGCGUGGAGCGGUACGAGACUACAGACUUGGCUUCUCGUAUUAAUGGAGACUACCAGCUGCAAGUGGCCACUCACCUGACUCUGAUCCAGUUGCGUUCCUUCUGCCACGAUAUGGUCCGCAGCUUGAGAAACCUUGCUACUACCUACAGGCCAGGCGCAUGAAGGAGGCUAUGAAAUACUUCGUGCCAAACCAGAGGCCAAGGAAAGGACAAGGAGUAAAUUAGUUAACCCCUGUGGAAACACCAAACCUCAUCUUGAGAACAAGAGGAGCUUGAUCUUCUCUUUUCUGCCCCAAAAAUAACCACACCAAGGCCUCCUCGGACUGCCUGCUUGCCUGCUCACAAGCACACAC
Molecule: messenger RNA, 830 nt
Organism: Lampris incognitus (smalleye Pacific opah)
Lineage: Eukaryota; Metazoa; Chordata; Actinopteri; Lampriformes; Lampridae
Exons: 5
Coding region: 32-640 (202 amino acids)
Biological process (GO): immune response
Cellular component (GO): extracellular region
Molecular function (GO): cytokine activity
Source: RefSeq, a predicted model, not a curated record